AUGAGGCGGGCGCGUGCUGCGGUCGACAGUCGGGGCCGAGGUAGGGGCGAGAGUGACCGGGGCCGGCGCGGGCGUGGUCGGGCAGCAGCGGCGGAGGAGGGCCGGUGCGGGCGCGGCCGGGGCGGGACGGCGUGGGCGCGGCCGAGGCAGGGUCGGGGCAGCGCGGGCGGGCGGGCGUGGCCGGGACGGGGCGGGGUCGGCGCCGGCUCCGGCACUGGCGCGGCCGAGGCGGUGUCGGGGCCGGCGUGGGCGGGCGCGGCUGAGGCGGUGGCGGGGCCGACGUGGGCGGGCGCGGCCGGGACGGGGCGGCGCGAGCGCGGGCGCGGCCGAGGCGGGGUCGGGGUCGGCGUGGGCGGGCGCGGCCAGGACGGGGCCGGCGCGGACGCGGCCGGGACGGGCGGCGCGGCCGAGGCGGGGUCGGGGCCGGCACGGCAACGGCUGAGGGCGGGGCGGCAGCGCAGGGCGCGGGCACGUGGUGUGGGCGGGACGGGGCGGCGCGAGAAAACAGAUCGACAGAAUUCAUCCCUGACGAGUGACGAAGAGCGUCCUUACCUGUUCCACGCUAACAACCCCAGCAUGGCAUUGGCGGCAGCGCCAAGGUCGGCACUCGGCAACCAACUAUCCGACGUCAACGUCCUUGGGCACCUCUACCCUAGGCGGAAGACAAAUAUGGACGGCAGCCAGGGCUACCGCAGCCCUGUGACGCACAUCAUGUACCUGCCGCCACCUCCCUGA
Sorghum bicolor (sorghum) is the source of this 735-nucleotide messenger RNA. Its product is annotated as spidroin-1-like. The transcript has 2 exons. NCBI's taxonomy places the organism in Eukaryota, Viridiplantae, Streptophyta, Magnoliopsida, Poales, Poaceae. The record is from RefSeq and is a predicted model, not a curated record. Bases 1 to 735 code for a protein of 244 amino acids.